This is a messenger RNA of Diaporthe citri, 1620 nucleotides long. RefSeq lists its product as uncharacterized. NCBI's taxonomy places the organism in Eukaryota, Fungi, Ascomycota, Sordariomycetes, Diaporthales, Diaporthaceae. Bases 1 to 1620 code for a protein of 539 amino acids. The record is from RefSeq and is a predicted model, not a curated record. The transcript has a single exon.
AUGGCUACGAUGAUGGGUCUUCACUGUCACGAUGCCAUCGCGCCAGCUCAAAUGGACCUGGACCUCUCAUUGGAUGAGAUUGCCGAGCGAAGGAAGCUCUUCCGAUCUCUUCACAUACGUGAAAGGUGCUACGCCACCGCUCGCGGGAACUCUUCGUCGACUUCCACGCUAUCUGCCGAUACAAAGUCGGGGUCUUCCUUGCGUGCGAUGAGCCAAGAUUCGUCAAGUGCGACUCUGACGGCUGGACGCGGCGGGUCACCAUCCGUUUCAACAGGCUAUGACGAAACCAAUGAGCCUUUGUUUAGCAUAGCAAUGAUUCAGGACGAGCUUCAUGCCGCCAUAUUUCCAGGCAACCCGCCAGAAACAAGAAUGCUAAAGCAGAAGAUGGCGUUAACGGGCAUCCGACAAAAGUUAAUCACCUUCGCCAAGACGCACCGACUUCCAUCUCUUACACGACCAGAAACGUUUCAAGACUUGAGCAUUCACUUGGCAUAUCUUGGAACCCGGAUCCGAGCAUACGAGCUCGACUUAACGGAUGGUGAUGAGCACAAUGUCUUGGACGACGCCCGUCUUUCUUGCUUGUUAGUCAUGUCAGCCUGCUCCGAUGAAAAGGGACUAGAAGCAGCAGCCGCAAACAAGCUGGACAGACUGCUUCACCGUAUGGCCUUCCGUAACUGGCGAAUAGAUGAUACACCUUUUCCGCGGCGGUCACCACGGGAGUCGAGUGAACCAGCCGGAGAACUGCCAACCGAGGGAGAAGGAAGCCUCAAUAAUUCGAAGGCACCAAAUAAGCGAUUCUGGCCGUUUGGGACUGAUUCGUUAGCCUCUCCUAAUACGCAGGUCUUGCGUGGGCAGCGAAUCUUAGAACUCAUACCGACUUCAGCCAUCUUCAUACUCGCGCGAAACAUCCUCGGAAUUCAGACCAAUGUCGCCUCAUCUCAGCAAGUUUCUGCACCUUCAGACUCAGACCCCAUAUCACAGUCACACCGGGAUGAAUUGUUGGGAAAUGGGAACGAAGACUUAGCCAUACUCCACGAAUUUUCUCGCACCCUGGAGUCUUCACUGGGGGUAUCAAGUGAGGCCCAGAACAAUUACAGCUCCAAGUUGCUCCGGGUGGUCCAGACACUUGUGAACUUCAUUCGCGAGAGCAGUGGCCUCCCAGUUCGGCAGCCUUCCUCGCCCUCGGAGAUGAGGCAAGAUAUGUUUGAAUUCAGCGCGCACGCCGACAUGCCCCAGGACGGCGGGCUCAGUUCCUCCGCGUCUGCAGGUGCUGCGGAAGCAUUCAUGAGCUUGGGCACCACAUGGGAGAGCCCCCAAGCCUCAAAUACUUUUUCUUUUCCGUUUUCACCCUCAUUUGAUCUGUCCAGCAUGAAUAUCAGCACCGUGACAGACUCUCUAUUUGACUUUGAUUUCUCACAGCAUUUCGACAGCGUGGGCGGCUUCAUGAGCCCCGCAGAGCAUCUUCCUGAACCAGAUUCGUUGAGAAGUGUGACUGAGCAAGAGAAAAGAAAGAAGAGAUUGCGACUAGAUUGUAGCCAGGAGCUGGACGGCCCGGGAGACAUCAUGAUGUCAAGCUGGCCGCCACGGAACAGAGCGACAAUGGCUAGGGGCAGCGUGUAA